Olea europaea var. sylvestris is the source of this 2366-nucleotide messenger RNA. RefSeq lists its product as uncharacterized. Lineage: Eukaryota; Viridiplantae; Streptophyta; Magnoliopsida; Lamiales; Oleaceae. Gene Ontology annotation, cellular component: Golgi apparatus. The coding region runs from base 539 to 2209 and encodes 556 amino acids. The transcript has 2 exons. The record is from RefSeq and is a predicted model, not a curated record.
CUUUAGUUGUCGGUUCACAGUUCACUCUCUACACUGCUGGACUAUCGUGACAGCUCACCGGAUUGUUGUUUCUUCAAGUAUAAUCUUAAACCUUUUUCCUUCCUUCCCCUGUCAUCAAUUUUCAAUUUCUAGAAUCAAGAUCCAAUUUUACAUUCCAAUUCUUGAAAAUAAUGGGUAUAGUCAACUUGGAUCUUGCAUUAUUUUUUUUUAGACCUACUUUUCUCUCCACCGUGCAAGAUCUGAUAUUUUUCACGGAUUUAGAUGACUGUCAAUCUUAAUUGAUUGUUUAUUUUGAACCUUAAUACCAAUCACCGUUUCAAGAUCCAAUUUUUUAGUUGCUUCUUCAAUAUUUUAGGUCAAUUUCAGAUCAGGUGAGUACUUCUCUAUGUAAGAAAAAAAUUGAUUCGAUUGCAUGCCAUUUGUUUGUUUCCUCAUUUAAAUCUCAAAGAUCCGUUCUUUAGCUGAAUUUAAUGUAUGCGCACUGGCUACUUUGGUGAAAUCAGUUUGAAUUUAAUUUGGGAUUUAUAGCUUUGGGUAAAUGAAAGAAGUGAAUCCUACAGAUCCCAUAGGGCAAAACCUAAUUAAGCUGAUAAGCAAUGUGUGUUUCUCAGUAUUUGUGUUCUCAGUCCUUAUAUUUACUGUAAUUGCAAUCACAUACCAACCCCCGGAUCCGUGGGAGUCCUCUCGAGCUCUGACCAAGGUUUUCACGGAGGUAGAAAAUGCUACUUUCAAAACGGAUUCUUCCGUCCUUAAAACUGGCGAGGACAUUGCCACUGCGCCAGUGGCAUCGCCUAUAGGAUCACUGGCCCCGAUUACUGAAGCUUCAAUUGAGAAAUCUGAGGAGGAACUUGAGAAAAACGUGACCUUGAAAUCGGGUUGUGAAGAUUUGAACGUGAUCAAUUGUUCAGACCCUAAGGUUUUAAUUGCAAUCCAGAGGUUCAAUUUGAGGACUUUUAAGUCGAUUGCUUUUUUGGAUUAUCAAAAACCGGUCAAUGGAUCGAAGCCUACUGAAUGUGAUGUGGCAUGGAGGUUCAGGAACAAGAAAGAGAGGUCUUGGAGAAAGUAUAGGGAUUUUCGGAGGUUUAGGAUGGGCUUCAAGGAUGAUUGUAGUUACAAGGUGAUUCAUCCAGGGCGAUGGCAUUCUGGUUUGAAUGCCCGCCGUCCAAGGAGUCAAAUUAAUGCCACUGGUAAUGGUCGAAAGGCAAAAAUUGCUCCAUCCGUGCGGGACGAUGAGAUCAAUGAUACGAUUCCAGUGUUGGGAUCAGAUUUGGCAUUUAGAAAGGGGAAGUACUUGUACUAUUCACGAGGAGGGGACUACUGUAAAGGAAUGAAUCAUUAUCUUUGGAGCUUCUUGUGUGCCCUUGGUGAGGCCCAGUACUUGAAUCGUACAUUUGUUAUGGAUUUGAGUAUUUGUCUAGCAUCAACUUAUACACAGAGCCACAGGGAUGAGGAAGGAAAAGAUUUUAGAUUCUAUUUUGAUUUCGAGCAUUUGAAAGAAGUGUCUUCGAUUGUGGAUGAAGGCGAUUUUCUUAGAGAUUGGAAGAGAUGGGACAAGACUCACAAAGCUAAAAUUCCAGUUAGAAAGGUUGGAAGCUAUAAGGUGACACCAAUGCAACUAAGGAAGGAUAAAAGCUCGAUCAUAUGGAGACAAUUUGACGCUCCUGAGCCGGAAAACUAUUGGUACAGGGUUUGUGAAGGUUCGUCAGCUAAAUAUAUUGAGAGGCCUUGGCAUGCCAUUUGGAAAUCAAAGAGAUUAAUGAACAUAGUUUCUGCUAUUAGUGGGAGCAUGGACUGGGAUUUUGAUGCAGUUCACGUGGUUCGAGGAGAGAAAGCACAGAAUAAGGCGCUGUGGCCUAAUUUGGAUGCUGAUACAUCACCUGAUGCUCUUGUUACUAAGCUUCAAGGGACGAUUGAACCUUGGAGAAAUGUGUACAUUGCUACCAACGAACCAUUCUACAAUUACUUCGAUAAGCUGAGAUCUCAUUACAAAGUUCAUUUGCUUGAUGAUUACAAGUAUUUGUGGGGAAAUAGGAGUGAGUGGUACAAUGAGACGACAUUUCUGAAUGGUGGUCGCCCUGUUGAGUUUGAUGGUUAUAUGAGAGUUGAAGUGGAUACUGAGGUUCUUUAUAGAGCAAAGACACGGGUAGAGACGUUUUACAACUUGACUAGAGAUUGCAAAGACGGAAUCAAUAUGUGCUCAACAGGUUAAAUGUGCCGUUUAUUUUCUUCUGUUUUUACAGUUGUCCUAAUACACAUGAUUCAAAUUAUGCAAAUAAGUCUUUCUUGCCUGUCACAGUUUUUUACUGCAGUGGUUUAUUACCCAGUUGAUGAUAUCUAGUUUAAGAUUUUGCAUAAAACAAAUUGCA